Molecule: messenger RNA, 173 nt
Organism: Amoebophrya sp. A25
Lineage: Eukaryota; Dinophyceae; Syndiniales; Amoebophryaceae
Source: the annotation of a GenBank genome assembly
GAACAAGAAAAAAUCGAAACGUGCACGCGGCGCAGGGGCUCGGCAACGCAAAAUGCUAAUAGCACGGACACAGAGUAUGCCAGCAGCAUUUGUCCCUCCGGUGGUACUCCCUAGUCGUGGCAAUACGAGUAACGUGAACGUAAAAGAAGUCGACGUAGGAGUUCUAACCAGUG